Molecule: messenger RNA, 1421 nt
Organism: Impatiens glandulifera
Lineage: Eukaryota; Viridiplantae; Streptophyta; Magnoliopsida; Ericales; Balsaminaceae
Product: aminoacyl tRNA synthase complex-interacting multifunctional protein 1
Exons: 13
Coding region: 35-1219 (394 amino acids)
Molecular function (GO): tRNA binding
Source: RefSeq, a predicted model, not a curated record
UUUUGAGACGGAACCCAUUUGGAGACUGAGGGAAAUGGCAAUUCUAAAACAGAAAGAUGUUCUGAGUAGAAAUCAACUCAUUGCUUCGGCUCUCUGUAAGAACCUCAAACUGGAUUAUGAAAGUUUCAAGGAUGAUACUUUGCAAAGUGAUAUCAAGAGCUUGUGCGAAAAGAUUAUUUCUUGCAAAAUCGAUGAUAAGGAGAUGAAAUGGAUAUCUAUUGCUGAAAACUUUCCUGUAGAUUCUGAUAGUUGCUUGAGGACUCUCACUGAAUUAAAUGAAUCACUUGCACCAGUAUCUGUUAUUCGUGGAGAGGGGAUGAAACCGUCUGUAGAUGAUAUUGCUGUAUUUUCAGCAGUGUAUCCCUAUGUGGUUAGUCUCCCUGAUUCAGACAGGAAAACCUUGCCACAUUUACUGAGAUGGGUGGAUUAUAUUCAGAAUAAGGAGGAUUUUGGAGAAGCCUUUGAAAAGAUACAUGUAGAGAAAGUCAACUUUGCACCUCCACUACCAAAAACUGUUGAGAAGGUGCAGGUGGUGGAUAACACCGUGAAAAGUGGAAACAACUCUGAGGGAAAGAAACCUGCUGAUAAGGAAAAGGCGAAAGAGGUUAAAGUGGCCACAGUGGAAAAGACAAAAUUGCCUGAAAAGGAAAAGGCAAAAGCGGAUAAGCAGACAAAACAGGAGAAGACAAAAUUGCCUGAAAAGGUAGAAGAGAAGAAAGAUGAAGAGACAAGUGUUAGUUUAUUGAGAAUACAGGUAGGCCUAAUUCGCAAAGCAUGGAAGCAUCCCUCAGCUGACAGUUUGCUAGUUGAAGAGAUAGAUGUGGGUGAAGCUAAAGUACGACAAGUUGUCAGUGGUCUAGCAAAAUAUUGCACUCCUGAAGAGCUGACAAACCGCCAAAUUGUGCUAAUUACAAAUGUGAAACCCGGAAAGCUGAGGGAUGUCGUGUCCGAAGGCCUGGUGUUAUGUGCUUCAAAUGAAGACCAUACCGUUGUUGAGCCUCUAAUUCCUCCAAAAGGGGCGAAAGUGGGGGAAUGUGUUUCAUUUUCUGGGCAUGAUGGAAAACCAGAAGAUGUAUUGAAUCCAAAAAAGAAACAGUUGGACAAGAUAACACCACAUCUUUUCACUAGUGAGAAGGGAGUGGCUACGUUUAAGGGCAUACCAUUUAUGACUUCGGAUGGGCCAUGCACGUCCUCCAUUCCCAAUGCAAGCAUCAAGUGAUGAUAUCAUUCUAUUUUAUGUGCAUUAUAUAUAUGUACUUUCUGCAUUGGAAUCUCUCUUCAAUCUAGUUACUGAUUUUGGAAUGACAUUUUACGAAUCUAAAAAUUUGUGGUGUUUUAGAAUUUUAAAUUAUUUAUUCUGGUUUCUGGUCGGGACCUUUUGACUUAUUUGAAAAAGUAGGCUUUGUCUCUUUUUCUUCAUA